Molecule: messenger RNA, 1491 nt
Organism: Trypanosoma conorhini
Lineage: Eukaryota; Euglenozoa; Kinetoplastea; Trypanosomatida; Trypanosomatidae
Product: putative phenylalanyl-tRNA synthetase alpha chain
Exons: 1
Coding region: 1-1491 (496 amino acids)
Biological process (GO): phenylalanyl-tRNA aminoacylation
Cellular component (GO): phenylalanine-tRNA ligase complex; cytoplasm; cytosol
Molecular function (GO): ATP binding; phenylalanine-tRNA ligase activity; tRNA binding
Source: RefSeq, a predicted model, not a curated record
AUGAGCGCUGUGGAGGCUUUUGUUCUGCAGGCGCUGGCGUCGGCGGAUGCUGUCGCAUCCGACAAGCUGGCGGAGACGCUGCGGGUCAACCACCAGGACGUCGUGGGUGCCAUCAAGUCGUUGGAGUCGGACGGCUACGUCGUGUGCGAAAUGAAAACAAGGCCAACGUGGAAGCUGACAAGCGAGGCCGUGAAGAUAUGCGAGGGCGGCAGCCCCGAGUUCCUCCUCUGGGAGUUGCUGGCGGAGGGUGCGAUGCCGCGGGCCGACGUCGCAGCGAAGUUGGGAAACGAAGCCACGGCCGUGGCGCUAGCGAAUGGCAUGAAGGCGAAGAUCUUCACUUUAACGAAAAAUGAAGGCCAUGUCAUCGUCGCGCGUUCCCCCGGCGUCUCCUCCUUUCACGACGGCACGCGCGUUUCCCUCACUCGGGCGUUGAAGGGCGAACACGUCGAUCCGAAGGACGCGGAGACGCUGAAAAAGCGCAAGCUGGCGACGCUCGACAACGUGAAGGUCUUCUCUGUGACCAAGGGCCCAAACUACGCGGCAAAACGACGGGCGAAGGCGGUGGGGGAUCUUACGAAGGAAAUGCUGCAGGAUGGCUCAUGGAAGACGACCGAGUUUAAGGAGUAUAACUUGGAUGCGGCGGGCCGAGAGGUGAGCUGUGGCCAGCUGCACCCGCUGCUGAAGGUGCGCCAGGAGUUUCGCGAGAUAUUUAUGGAGCUCGGCUUUCAAGAGAUGGAGACAGAUCACUGGGUGGAGUCGUCCUUUUGGAACUUUGAUGCCCUCUUUAUUGCGCAGAAUCACCCCGCCCGGGACGUGCAGGACACAUUUUUCGUUUCAAAGCCUGCAACGCAUGAGCUUGACCACCGCGAGGUUGUGGACCGCGUGCGUGACAUGCAUGAAAAGAAGUUCAAGUACACCUGGAGGGAGGAGGAGGCGCGGCGCAACCUCCUGCGCACACACACGACGUGCUGCUCGGGGUAUUGGCUCCACCGAAUUGCGAAGCUGUCCCCACUGCUGCCGGAUGGACGUCGCGAUUUCCGCCCUGGUCGCUACUACAGCAUUGACCGUGUCUUUCGCAAUGAGGAGAUGGACCGCACACAUCUUUGCGAGUUCCACCAGAUUGAGGGCUGCGUCAUUGACCGCAACAUCUCUCUCUCGAACAUGAUGCACACAUUUCAGCUCUUUUUUAGCCGCAUUGGUGUGGAGAAGUUGCGCUUCAAGCCCGUCUUCAACCCGUACACGGAGCCCUCGAUGGAGAUCUUCGGCUGGCACAAGCAGCUGAGGCGGUGGAUUGAGGUGGGCAACAGCGGCCUCUUCCGCCCCGAGAUGCUGGUGCCGCUGGGCUUUGACGAGGACGUCACGGUGAUGGCGUGGGGACUGUCGCUCGAACGGCCAACGAUGAUCAAGUACGGCCUGUCAAGCAUCCACGAGCUCUUUGGUCACAAGGUUGACCUGCGCUUCAUCAAGCGGUCUAAGCUGAUGCGCUUCUAA